Perca flavescens (yellow perch) is the source of this 3925-nucleotide messenger RNA. It is a transcript of the gene nfil3, whose product is annotated as nuclear factor, interleukin 3 regulated. The transcript has 2 exons. Lineage: Eukaryota; Metazoa; Chordata; Actinopteri; Perciformes; Percidae. Bases 297 to 1673 code for a protein of 458 amino acids. The record is from RefSeq and is a predicted model, not a curated record. Gene Ontology annotation, molecular function: DNA-binding transcription factor activity; DNA binding. Gene Ontology annotation, cellular component: nucleus. Gene Ontology annotation, biological process: circadian rhythm; DNA-templated transcription; regulation of DNA-templated transcription.
UCAUGAGUCAGUAGCCACCUUGAGAGGAAAAAGCCAAGGGAGGAGAGCCAGGUACUUCGCAACUUGUAGGAUUUUCAUCGACACCUCUUUCCUUAUUAGCUGAUGGGAAACCUGAACUUCUUCUCUGUGCUUGAUACGCGAAGGAAAACCAGACCAACCCUACAACCAGGUGCUAGAAAAGAUUUCCUCAACUCAAGUGGAUUAAUCCAAUGUGGCAGUUACUAUUGCUGCAUUCAAGCAUGAUGGUGCACAGCUAAAGACCUGUCAACAUAUUGACAGUAGCCAACAGUGAUAAUAUGCAAUCCAUCAAGCAAGAGGUGGACUCCAGUGAGUCCUACAGUGGAGAGGAUGCCCUUGUCCUGGCUGUGGCUUUACAGGGGGCUAACAGAGAUGUGAUAGGCCAAAAAAUCCCUGGUAUCCCUUUCAAAGCAAAAAGUACCUGUCGCAGGAAAAGAGAGUUUAUCCCAGAGGAGAAAAAAGAUACGGUUUACUGGGAGAGGCGUCGCAAAAACAACGAGGCGGCCAAGCGCUCCAGGGAGAAGCGGCGGAUAAACGACAUGGUGCUCGAGAACAAGCUGAUGGCCCUGGGGGAGGAAAACGCCUCCCUCAAGGCCGAGCUGCUGUCGCUGAAGCUGAGGUUUGGCCUGGUGAGCUUGGCAGCAUAUACCCAGGAAGUGCAGAAUUUAUCCAGCUCUACCGCCAUCGACCUCUACCAGGAGUUAGUUCCACCCAACGUCAGCCAAAGUUCGUCCGGCAGGGUUUCGGAGCCUCUUCACUUGCGCAGCACCUGCAUAUCAGUCAUCAAGCAUUCCCCCCACAAGCUCGAGACACGCACUGCGGCUCAGGGCAGCUUUGAUAUCUGCAGGCCUGCAGAGGUCAAGCAGGAACCAGCCGAGAACGGCGGCUAUGCACAAGAGCGUAGUAGUCCCUACAAACUCUACAGAAACUACGUGGCCAGCCCUUUGUCUGGAGUCUACUCCCAGCCUGCCUCCUUCCUGCAGCUCACCAGGUCAUCCAGUGACUCCCCCAGGAGCUCAGACGAUGGCGCUGUGAGCAAAUCCUCAGAUGGCGAGGACGAGCAGCAGGUCCCCAAAGGGUUGAUGCCGUCUGCAGCUGACCCAAGAAGUGUCAUUGUCUCCACACACAAAGUGCCAGAUGCCAGUUCUUCGGCAUUGCCCCAUAAACUGCGUAUCAAAGCCAGAACCAUCCCGAUUAAAGUGGAGGCCAUGGACCCUGAAUACGAGUCUUCUGGAAGGUCCUCCUCUCCCGUCAGGAUUUCCGAGGGGGGAUGCUACAGGAGCACUCAGGACUCUUUAGAGUGCACCCAGUUGUCCCCGUGCCCUUUGUCAUUACAGGUCACCAACAUGCAGGACUGGAGCCAGCCGUCUGAGCAGUGGCAUAAAAGCAGCACAGAGACCCCGCAGAAGGGCUGCCAGAGUAGCAGACUAACCACAAGUCCUGUCUCAAACAAAAGCGGUGUGGAUGUAAAAGAACGUUCCUAUGUGCACUCGCAUGCUGAGGACUUGUAUCUAAGACCGGGCCCUGCAUGCCCAUCUGCAAAAGUGGCCUCUCUGAAAAGACUGAUUCCAGCACAGCAAGAAUCCGUGAUAGAGUCAACCAAAAGCCCAACUCAUCAUCAUGAGUCAUUACCACAAGGAUGGUCCUCUGCAUGACCUCUGUGUUUAGUUUUUUUUGCAUUUCCACUGUAUUUGCUGUUGCACUGUGUGGUUCAUAUUGGAGUUAAACAAUGUUUCAAUUAUUGUAACUUUUCAAAUAGAAGGUGUUCAAAUAAUAGCUGUUGGAGCACGAGCAAAGGCUAGUAUUGCUAGUAUAGGCUGAUUUAAAAAAACAAUGAGAAGGCAUGGAAUUACCUGUAGUGUACUGUAGUUCACAAGGUAAAUUCAUUAAAGGUGCUCUAAGCGAUGUCACGCCUUUUUUAGGCUAAAACAUUUUUUUGUCACAUACAGCAAACAUCACCCAACAUUGCUUAGAGCACCUUUUAAAAUGUACAAAGCCACAGCUCUAAUCCCAUCAGUACAUGUCAUUCUCACCACUCUGCUCCUUAGAGUUUCUCAUAUUGCGAUUGUGAUAUGAUUCACAAUAUUGGAGGGAAUGAUCAUUUUUGUAUCCUUAUUCUCAUUUUCAUUGAAAAAUAUUAAAAUUUCAAAAUAUAAAAUGAUCAUAGUGUGAUUGAUGCGAGGAUCUGUACCAAACAGAUUCUCCCUUCAUUCUGUAGGAUAGGGAUUUGUAGGCUGGGACGUCACUAAAUUUAGAAUGGUUUGACACAUAUUUUGCCUUAAACAAAUCUUGCACCCCCCUGGAUAUUGCACUAGUCCAUAUUGUGAUUUCGAUAAAAUUGUGAUUAAUUGUGCAGGCCUAAGUGAUUUUAACAGUCGCUUAUUCAGGGAUAGAAAAACAAAAGGUCAAAGCUAAAGCGACUGGAAUUAAUUGGUGAUUGAAAACAGUACUUCUGUUAGAAAAACCAGCAGAGUGGUGAGUAUGACAGGGCUCUUUUACUGAUUAGGUAAGUGAUGAAUUGUACAUUAUGCUGAAUUUAAACAAAGGAUUUCUGGGCACUGUUGGAGAAUUUACAGUAAAUUGUUAAUUGAUGAUGUGUGACAGACAUCAUUAAUGUGUAGGAUAUUAAUAUGUGUAAAGCUUUUAUUUUUAUUUCACCAAACGAUUCAUGACUGCUGUCCCACCUACUGUCACUGAACACUGUUGCUCUGGUGUUUGUGGAGCAGGAAAAGGCCCCUGUUAUUAACAUCAUCACGUGUUUUCGGCUGGGGGCAGUGUGAUAAAUGUUGCCAAAGGUUUGGACAUUAUUUGCUUUAAAGCUGAAAUCUGUUUUUAACUGAUGUAGUAAUGCUAUUGUAUCCAUUUGUGUGUUGGUGUGGUGACAGGUUUCCAGUCCAUUCGUCUGCUUUAAAGGGAAUGUUCUGUGGUGCUUUAUUUUAUGGGUUUGUCAUUUCUAAAGAAGACAUUUCCUGGAAGGAAUGAUGUCAUUUGGUACUUAUUAUGGGGGGAUAAAGAGGUUUAAUUGGUACUCUUCCAAUUAUAAUUCAAUUAAACUGCUGAUGGAACCUAGAAUUUAGUCAGUGAACAGCAGGUCAGCUGAACAUGUACAAAUAUGGAAUUUGUCUACGGCAAACAAAGUUUUUCUUGAAUUUAAAUGGAGCUUUUUUUUUAAGGACACACUAUUUUCCCUAUAAUUAUUAUCUAAUGACAUAGUUCUUUUCAGGAAACUAAGAACCGGAACCCGUAAAAUACAGCAUUUCUGUUCUCUUUUGUCUUGUUUUAAAAUGCCGAAAGUUCCAGAUUUUUGGCUUUAACCUAAGUUCAGCGUAACUUUUAAAUAGACUCUGGUGCACGGGUUCACUCUUUGCCAAAUAACCAUCGCUUCUCUUUUGUUUUUUUAGUGGAAUUUUGUUGAUUAUUCAAACGUUCCGGUCUGCUGGUUAUACUGUACUGAGACUGUGCGUGACACUGACUGGAGAAUUGUGAUUACAUCUGAUGGAGCUGACACCAGUAGAUCUAAAUGGUUUUAUAAAGCUCUGAUACAUUCUAUCCUCAGAGGUUUGCAACUUCUAGAAAAGUAACACUUGUAUAUCAAGAGUCUCCAGACAUUCAGGCUACAUUUCCAUUGCUACGUUUUGGUUUUAAAAAUGAAUAUCUUCUGCUACGUUCCCCCCUCUCAUUCCCCCUGCUCUGGCGUUUCCCCCUCUCAUUCCCCCUGCUCUGGCGUUUCCCCCUCUCAUUCCCCCUGCUCUGAUGUUUCACAGCCCCUAAAGCGGAGAUCUUUGACAACACCGACACUACGGGUAUAUGAUUCAGAAAAUGGCACAAUUCUAUAUCGAUUUUUAGGCUCAAGAUUUGAUUAAAAAUUUAUUUUCGAUUUUAAAUAAAUAAAUAAAAACAAUUCACA